Messenger RNA from Osmerus eperlanus (European smelt), 1465 nucleotides. Its product is annotated as NBAS subunit of NRZ tethering complex-like. Bases 4 to 693 code for a protein of 229 amino acids. Gene Ontology annotation, biological process: retrograde vesicle-mediated transport, Golgi to endoplasmic reticulum. The record is from RefSeq and is a predicted model, not a curated record. Gene Ontology annotation, cellular component: Dsl1/NZR complex. Gene Ontology annotation, molecular function: SNARE binding. The transcript has 4 exons. NCBI's taxonomy places the organism in Eukaryota, Metazoa, Chordata, Actinopteri, Osmeriformes, Osmeridae.
GAGAUGGAGGACAUUGAGGAAGAGGAGAAGAGGUACACCCUUUUCCUGGAGCUGCUGGAGGCUGCCAGGAAGUGGGAGGAGUUUCAGCUCCUCAUGCUCCUCCUACAGGCGUGGCCACCGAUGACAAAAGAGGAAGUGGCGGAGACGGAGCGCAACCCUUGGGUGGUCUGGACCUCAGCGCUGCUCUCCCACUGCCAAGGUUCGGAGGUCCAACUGGACCUGGGUGUAGAGGUCACGGCCAUGUGCCGCUCCCUGUACCCCACCAAACACAAGCUGCCUGCCCAGUGCAUCAGACACAUCGCCCGGCUGCUCCUAGACCAGCCUGGACUGCAGCUCUCCUCCCUCAAGCUCAUGACGGAAAGUGGAGAUGAGCAGCUGCUGCAGCUGACCCUGGAUCAGAUCCACAGCAUCUCAGAGGUGAACGCCUCGUGCUGUGACUCGGAGCUUCUCUCCCUCCUGCUGGACGGAGGGCUCCUGGUGGGCUGCGUGUCCUCAGCCCUCUACCCCGCCCUCAGCACCCACCUGCUCUCCAACCACCAGGAGGGGGGCUGGGACGUCGAGCAAGCCGCCGCCAAGCUCCUCCAGGCUGGCCACAAGGCUCAGGCCGGCUCCCUGCUCCUGGCGCACCGUGGGACUCACCAGGGCCAGUUCACCUUCAACACUGCCCUGGCGGUCCUGCACAAGUGGUUCUGAGGGCACCUGGGACUGGACUCUGGCUCUGACGUGCACCUACUGGAUGCUACAGUGGGAGCAGUCUGAAGAUUUCUUGGUUUGGUGCGGAAGUUACAUAAUUCUCCCGGCCGUAUCUGUGUUUGCCAGUACACACACACACACACUCUCUCUCUCACACACAAAAGCACGGUUCAGCAGCUGCUGCUGUCUUUAACUAAUCAGUAAUUAUGUGUGUGUUGUUCUGUGACUAGCUCCCUUAUUAGGACAUUGUCAUUUAACGCUGCCUCUCUUCCUUUGGUUUUCUCUAAAUGAUCAGUUCAUUAUUUUCUUAUAAACAAAUUGGCCCUAAAGCAACCACAUGCUGGGCGCCCAAUUUGCAUGAAUCCAAGCGUGUGCACUAACUCCAGUGACGUAGUUGCACCCUAAUGAAGUGUGUGUAGUGUGUGUGUGAUUGGUGGUAGUUAACAACAGUUUUAGCUUCUUUAGAGCUGGGCUCCUCCCCAUGUUCUAAGACCAAUGAAGAUUCUAUGUAUGUCCUCAGUCAAUCAAAUAAAAACCAAUUCAUUAAACUGAACAACUGGUGGUUGGUGUGUUUGGCGUUUCUUCAUUCCCAGACAGGAAACCCACCAGGGGACUGACUUCCAUUCUUUUAUGUCUACCUCUGUUGGUGUUCUGUUGAAAUUGAUGGUUUUUUGCUUCUUCAAUGAUUGUGUGAAAGUUUUCAACGUGGGCUUAAGGCAAGGGAUUCGGAUGUGGACUUUUCUGAAGCUAUUUUUACUUAAAUGGUUUGUGU